Messenger RNA from Syngnathus typhle (broad-nosed pipefish), 500 nucleotides. RefSeq names its product ubiquitin like 5 (gene ubl5). Bases 152 to 373 code for a protein of 73 amino acids. Gene Ontology annotation, molecular function: protein tag activity; protein binding. NCBI's taxonomy places the organism in Eukaryota, Metazoa, Chordata, Actinopteri, Syngnathiformes, Syngnathidae. Gene Ontology annotation, biological process: protein modification process; mRNA splicing, via spliceosome. The record is from RefSeq and is a predicted model, not a curated record. The transcript has 5 exons. Gene Ontology annotation, cellular component: cytoplasm; nucleus.
CGUCUCUGCCAUUGGCCAAUAGGAGCUGUCGUACGUACUUUUUUUUUUUAUUGGCGUACACAAGCUAACGCUGCAUUUCGACGGCAACGUAGCAACGUUAAAAUCUUGAAUUUUGCUCCUCUACUGCUGAUUUUAAGGAUACAACGACAAGAUGAUCGAAGUGGUGUGCAACGAUCGUCUGGGCAAGAAAGUCCGGGUAAAGUGCAACUCUGAGGACACCAUCGGAGACCUGAAGAAGCUCAUUGCAGCUCAGACGGGGACGCGUUAUGACAAAAUAGUCUUGAAGAAAUGGUACACCAUAUUCAAGGACCACGUGUCACUGGGCGACUAUGAGAUCCACGAUGGCAUGAACCUGGAGUUGUACUACCAGUGAAAGCAAGGCUCAAUUGGUUUGGAAAUGACAUCAUUAGAAUUGACCAGGACAAAAAAAUAAUCUGAGCGUCAUGUUGUGAUUUUUGUUUUUUAAAUAUAUUUUGGAAAUAAAGUGGUUAUUUACCCAC